AUGGCCAGCUAUCAUGUACAAAGGUCUGACUGUUAUCAUUUUAGUGGUUUUACUAAACUGCAUGAUGCAGUUGAGUCGGGUGUAGAUAAAACUGAGAAAAAUAUUGCCAUUCUUCAAUACAACCAGGUCGAUCAGCGAUCUGCAGUCACGAAAUCUGACGAUAGUGUAGCAAAGAUCAACGCCGUCGUCGACUUUCUUAAGGAAACCGCGAAACAGAUACAAUCCAAUUUACAUGUACCUCCGACGCACUACAUCUCAAGCUCAAACAAUCUAGCCGAUAUACAAUUCUACGGAAACCCAUAUCAACGACUCUCGACCAUUACUAAAUCCUUCCGGCCAAUCGUAUGUGUCUACGUCAGUUAG
Molecule: messenger RNA, 363 nt
Organism: Macrosiphum euphorbiae (potato aphid)
Lineage: Eukaryota; Metazoa; Arthropoda; Insecta; Hemiptera; Aphididae
Source: the annotation of a GenBank genome assembly